Molecule: messenger RNA, 411 nt
Organism: Manihot esculenta (cassava)
Lineage: Eukaryota; Viridiplantae; Streptophyta; Magnoliopsida; Malpighiales; Euphorbiaceae
Product: annexin B11
Exons: 2
Coding region: 32-328 (98 amino acids)
Source: RefSeq, a predicted model, not a curated record
AAUCACAUCUGUCUUUGUAUUGCCAAGGAAAAUGGCCAGCUCUAAGACCUUCCUUUUUAUUGGAGUUGCCUUUGCUGUUCUUCUUCUCAUCUCUUAUGAUGUCUCUGCUCAUGAAUCUGUUGGGAUGGCUCAAGCUCAGGAGAGUGCAACAGUAGAUAUAAACAGCUUUCCGACCGGAAAAGGACAUAGACAUGGGCAUGGGCAUGGACGCGGACACGGACACAAACAUAGACAUAGUCAUGGCUACGGUAAGAAAGGGCAUGGUCACAAGCACGGGUAUGGCGGUGGCAAGACAAAAGCAAUGGAGGAAGUUGAGGCUGGAAAUUAAACAAGAUACUACUUAUUAGUGUGAUGUGUCACUUAAAUAAUAAAUAUAUGAAAAACAAUAAAAAGGGGUUUUUGUACCCUACA